AUGUCUCACUCAAAGGAAGGCGAGCUCGGGCCCCACUAUAACGACAGCGGCUAUACGCAGAAUAACCACAUUGCUCCGGCAGUCCAUCAACAGUUGCUGACGCCAGAUUCUCCUCUUAUACUGAGCAAUCAUGCCUCUCCCAACAACACCUCGCUCACCCCGGCUGACUCUACGACCAGCUUGUACCUCGUGCCGAGCGAGUUUGGUGAAUAUGACUGGAGCAACGACGACCCAUUCUUUGGUGCCAACUUUGACAUCGAUCGUGAUCGUGGGACACCAUCUUUCCUGGAAGAGCAGUCCCCUUUCAAUUCGGGAUCUCAGACAAGCUGGAAAGCGCCGCCCACAAGCGAUCCUUCUUAUGGGCAGCCUGAUGCUCCUUCACCACAGGGACAAAGUGCUCAACAGGUCGAGCUAGAUGCCGAGACAGAUCCGCAGUCUUCCAAUCCCGACAAGGCUGACUCCAAUGACAUUCGUCAUAGAACCGAGGCAUGCAAACAUUUAUUUGAAAGUUGCCAGACACUAUGUAACGAUGAGCGGGUUGAUAGACUGUGCGCCAAAUUCCACUGGUGGUCAUUAGGUAUCGGGGCAUCGAAACACGGCCAUUCCUCAUUAGACUAUCGUGUUCGAACCCGAGAGGAUAUUCGAGACAGAAUUGUGGAUUUGCUCGACAUGCUCGCUAUCUCGCUACAAAGCUGCAUUAGUAUCACAGCAGCCAGCGGAAAGGAGCAGAUAACAAUUACUGCCGGCUCUGAUACUGAGCCCGAUCAUGGCCACUCUCGCCUUGAAGAGACCAUGGACUACAUCCGCUCUAAUAUAGAUUAUCUUCUAAGACUCUCUGCUGCGAUUCGAAAGUCGGGGACAAAGUUCAGACACAAACAUGUCGAUGAGCUUCUGGGUGAUGGGAAAGUUGAUCUCAGAGAAUUUGGAGACUAUCUUAGAAACCUAAUUCUUUUCGUCCCAACCCAGUUUGCCGUCGGAAAUGCACACCAGGCGUAUCUUGAAUAUCCGCGGCGUUUAGGCCCGAUACAGGAGCGACUCAUACAAGCGAAUCUCGUGCGAAGAAACCGAUUUGAUCACUAUUACAAGAUGUCCCUUAAGGAAGAUGCCAUGUCACUGAUAGCCGGAGAUAGUAGGGAUCAAGGCUCAAGUCCACCGCGAAAAGUGCAAAAGUCUAUCGGGGCCUUCUCGGUUGAUCGAUCUGCCAUAUCCUCCCGGACAGCCACUGAAAUCGGUACCUUUGUAAUGCCAGAGAAACCACGCAGCCAUCAAACGAAGUCAAGCAGCUCUCGAGUCUCUCGGAGUGUGCUCAAGCAAGACUAUCCAAGGUGUCCAGUUACGGGAAAAGACUUUUGGUGUCCAUUUUGUGCGCAGCCACUCGACAGUUCUUACUCCGAUCCAAAGAAAAACAUGAAAUGGCGGUACGAUCUCAAACUCAAUCCUGAUAUAUCAUGUCUAACGACUAUUAGUGGUCAUGUCUCGGAAGAUCUGAGCCCUUACACCUGUAUAUAUCCAGACUGUGACCAGGCAGAUGCCAUGUACGUCACCACAGAUGAAUGGAGAAAACAUCUCAAAAGUUGCCACAGUAUGUCGCGUUGGAUAUGCGACAUUUGCUGGCUUGAAUCCAGUAGCCCUGGCGACUUCGAGUUCGACGAGGAGGGAAAAUGGCGUGAACACAGCUUAUCAUGUCAUUCUGGGGAGAUUUCCGUUCAGGAUCUCGAUGAUAUCGCCGAAGAAAGCAAACGGGCGGUGGUACCUUCUAUCGCAUGCCCACUGUGUUACGACAGCACAGUUCUUCUUCAGCCAGAUGCCGAUAAACAUAUCGCCAAUCAUCUACAUUCCUUUGCCUUACAGGCUUUGCCUUGGACUGCCACUGUCCCUGAUGAUGAAACGAGAGCUUCCGAUGGAUCGAACACCGGAAGGCCCUUGUAUUUUGAGGGUAAAGAUGAUCUUGCAGAGAUAGACUGGAGUGCACCAUAUAUUCUUCAAGACCUUGCGCCUCUCCUAGAUGAGUCUAUUUCUCGUUGUCAACACCUAUCUCGAUCUAUAGAUUUCGAAAAGUUGCGUGAUACUUUGAAUAGUGUACUCGAAACACUUCACAACUUGAAACAAUCCCUCUCAUCCUUGAGUAUUGCACAAGUUGGUGAAGCAGCUGAUCCCAUGAUCAGAUUGAAUACGAUUUUGUCAAGGCAUGAUGACAACGAGUUUAUUACUUCCGAUAUGCCAACACUUGAAAUUCUCGGGGUCGACCUCGAAGAAGCACAUGGUUCCUUGCAGGUAAUAGUAACGAAAUCGUCCAUGAAAGCAGCUAUUGAGACGGACGCCACUGAGACUACACCCCCUGGCAAAUAG
Pestalotiopsis fici W106-1 is the source of this 2349-nucleotide messenger RNA. RefSeq lists its product as uncharacterized. The transcript is spliced from 3 exons. The coding region runs from base 1 to 2349 and encodes 782 amino acids. NCBI's taxonomy places the organism in Eukaryota, Fungi, Ascomycota, Sordariomycetes, Amphisphaeriales, Sporocadaceae. The record is from RefSeq and is a predicted model, not a curated record.